AUGUCUUCUGAACAAGCACCCGAGGGCUCUGCGCCCGGCUCAAGCACUUCCAGCCCUCCUGUGGCUAUAGUCUGUGUAGGCAUGGCUGGCUCCGGAAAGACGACAUUCAUGCAGCGCCUCGUCUCGCACCUUUACACACACCCCGACCCUACACAACGCGAACCGUCCGUGUCAAAGUCCACCCACACACCGCCCUACAUCAUAAACCUCGAUCCCGCCGUCCACCACGUGCCGUUCACGCCCAAUAUCGAUAUCCGCGACAGUGUAAACUACAAGGAAGUCAUGAAGCAGUUCAACCUGGGCCCCAACGGCGGCAUCCUGACGAGUCUGAAUCUGUUCAGCACCAAGAUCGAUCAGGUGAUUGGCCUGCUGGAGAAGCGGACCCAGGCGCCAGAGCCGGUGAAGGAGGCGGAGCAGACAACAGUCGAGUUCAUGACAAACAGCGGGAAGGAGAAGCAAGCGGCACCCGCGCAACAGCAGGUGAAGCACAUCCUGGUUGACACACCGGGCCAGAUCGAGGUCUUCGUCUGGUCUGCGAGUGGAGAGAUUUUGCUGUCGAGUCUGGCCAGCACAUUUCCCACCGUCAUUGCAUACAUCAUCGACACACCACGCACAACAAGCACCAGCACAUUCAUGUCCAACAUGCUCUACGCCUGCUCGAUCCUAUACAAGACGAAACUCCCCAUGAUUCUCGUCUUCAACAAGACCGACGCACAAGACGCCGAAUUCGCCAAAGAAUGGAUGACCGACUUCGAGGCCUUCCAAACUGCCCUUCGAAAUGAAGAGGAAGGCGGCAGCUUUGGCGGUGAGGCCGGUGGGGGCGGUAGCGGCUACAUGUCCAGUCUCCUAAACAGCAUGUCUCUCGUGCUGGAGGAAUUCUACAAGCACCUCAGCGUCGUAGGCGUGAGCGCCAUGACAGGUGACGGCAUGGACUUGUUCUUCAAAGGCGUAGCAGAGAAGAAGGAAGAAUUCGAACGCGACUACAAGCCCGAGCUCGAGCGCCGCAGAGCAGAGCGAGAACAGCAGAAACAAGUCACUCGUCAACGCGAACUCGACAAGCUCAUGAAGGACAUGAAGGUCGGCGGUGCGGGCACAAAGCCGAAACCAAAGAAGACGGGGCCCUUCAAAGAGGAGCCGGAAACGGUCAGUGACGCAGAGGAUGGGAACGAGGACGACGAAAUGUAUAAUGGCUACGACUAUGACGAGGACGAAGAUGAGGAUGAUCCGGAAAACGGUCUCCAGCAGCGAUACCAGGAUGCGCUGAAGAACAGCAACGCGUCGCAAGACGACGAUAUGAGUUUCACAAAGUACCUGCAUACCGCCAAUAUUGGUUGA
This is a messenger RNA of Dothidotthia symphoricarpi CBS 119687, 1335 nucleotides long. RefSeq lists its product as uncharacterized. The record is from RefSeq and is a predicted model, not a curated record. The transcript has a single exon. Bases 1 to 1335 code for a protein of 444 amino acids. NCBI's taxonomy places the organism in Eukaryota, Fungi, Ascomycota, Dothideomycetes, Pleosporales, Dothidotthiaceae. Gene Ontology annotation, molecular function: GTPase activity.